AUGCCUGGCAGAGGUGGCAGAGGCGGCAGAGGCGGCGGCUCCGGCGGGCGUGGCGGCAUCGUGAGCUCCCUCUCGCGGGGCAUUGCCAGUGGCAUCGGUCUCGUCUCCGAGAGCAUCAGCAGCAGCAAGGAUAAGAAGGAGCACCAGCAGCAGCAGCAACAACAACAACCACAACAGCCAUACUACCAGCCGUCAUCAUCGUCAUCUGCACCCCCUCCGCCUUACAGCCGCACGCCCAGCCCCAACCCCGCGACCGCCGACUAUGAUUCCACAGACGAGCAGUGGCAGCUUGACGACGUCCAGCAGGAAGUCGCCCCGACCAGCCGCGAGGACUUCAGGACAGCUCUGAGCCGGCAGCCUCGCCCCACGGGCCCCAUCGAACUGCCUGUCAUCCUCCCCCAGCGGAGGCCCAAGGAUCGCACACGCGGCUUCGUGAGGGGGUAUGCACCCGUGCUUCAGAAUGCCGACAUUGACGAGAGCCUGUGGUUUGGCUUCCUCGACGAGCUGGAGAAGGCCAGCCACGGGUCGCCCUGGUUCCACACCAUCAAUGUCGCCGCCAUGUCGGCCAUGGCCCUGCCCAUGGGCUGGUCUCAGCUUGUGGCAAUCUCGGUUCACAAGAUGGUCGGGUCGGCGCAGGAGAUUGAUGCCAGGAGGAAGGGCAACACGUUCCUCAACGACAUGAACAAGCAGCUCUUCAUGCCCAGAGGGCUCUUCUGCCUCCUCAUGACCUGGAAGCCGCAGCUCAAGGAUACCAAUCCUACCAUUGAUCUAAACGACACCAUCUCGGGCGUCAUCACCUCCGACAACCAAGGAUUCGGCAACAGUCUGCGCAGCUCCGAUGGCGAGACACGCGGUGACCUGCCUGUUCCCGAGGCUGCCCCACUCGUGUUCCCGGCCCUCGACCGCGCUCUCGAGAACCCGGAAGACCCCAUUGGCAAGUCUUCGGGCUUCAAAGCCAAGUAUCACAGCAAGAUGGACUUCAUCUCGGACUACUACGAUCGUCGUGCACAGGCUACUUAUGCCGGCCAAAAUCCCGACAGCCUCCUCGCCGGCCAGACUGCAGCUCCCGAGUUCUCGUCGAGAUGGGCCGACCCAAACAGCGCUGCCAACAACGGCUAUCUUUCUGGCGUACUGACUGGAGGCAUGAUCGAUCGCUCCAGCGGCAAAAUGGCACAGAAGCAGCAGCAGCGGCAGGAGCAGCACUCCGAGUCGUCAAGAGGUGGACGAGGCGGGCGCGGGGGACGCGGCGGUGGCCGUGGAGACAGCAGCGAUGGCGGUCUGCUGGGUGCCCGACGGGACAAGAAGCCCGUCCAGGAAGACUGGUCGAUGAGUAACGUCAUGUCGUCGCCCCUCAAGAGCCUCGCCGCGGCGCCCCGAGCAGCUGCCAACGUGCUGGUGUCGAAGCCGCGGCAGGCGAGGAAGAAGGCGUUGAAGCCGGUGAGUUCUGAUUGCAUGCACAGAGUUGAUGUACCUUGUGCAAUUUGCUGA
Microdochium trichocladiopsis is the source of this 1488-nucleotide messenger RNA. RefSeq lists its product as uncharacterized. Bases 1 to 1488 code for a protein of 495 amino acids. The transcript has 3 exons. NCBI's taxonomy places the organism in Eukaryota, Fungi, Ascomycota, Sordariomycetes, Xylariales, Microdochiaceae. The record is from RefSeq and is a predicted model, not a curated record.